This is a messenger RNA of Ilex paraguariensis (yerba mate), 579 nucleotides long. NCBI's taxonomy places the organism in Eukaryota, Viridiplantae, Streptophyta, Magnoliopsida, Aquifoliales, Aquifoliaceae. The record is from the annotation of a GenBank genome assembly.
AUGACCCAUCCACUUUUGAUGUCCGAAACAACUGUCCCUACACAGUUUGGGCAGCAGCCGUGCCCGGUGGCGGCCAGAGGCUUGACAAAGGCCAAACAUGGCAAAUCAACGUCCCUGCCGGCACGAAACAAGCCCGUAUCUGGCCUCGAACCAACUGCAACUUCGACGGGGCCGGUCGGGGCAGCUGUCAAACCGGUGACUGCAAUGGCCUCCUACAAUGCCAAGGUUUUGGUGUACCACCAAACACAUUGGCUGACCACAUUUGAUAUCAUAAAUCAAUGUUCCUACACCGUCUGGGCGGCUGCUUCCCCUGAUGGAGGCAGGCGACUCGACCAGGGCCAAUCCUGGAAUCUCAAUGUGAACCCUGGCACGACCAAUGCUCGUAUUUGUGGCCGAACCAAUUGCAACUUUGAUGCCAAUGGCCAAGGCAGAUGUGAGACCGGUGACUGCAACGGUCGCCUCGAAUGCCAAGGCUAUGGCACACCACCAAACACCCUAGCUGAAUUUGCCCUAAACCACCAAACAAGCUUGUUCACUUGCCCUAGUGGCACCAACUACAGAGUGGUGUUCUGCCCAUGA